GCAGCCACAAACCCUCCUGCCCUCGGGCCGGGGCGGGAGAGAGGCGACAUCACUGCUGCUUUCCCAUCUCUCCUCCUUUCCUUCUUCCUUUCUGCCUCUCCUUCCUCCUGGCCGCUGGGGGAGAGGUGGCUGGCUGGGGAGGUGGCCACAGUCUCUCUCUUGCUGUGCUAUGGUAAUAAUUGUCCCUUCCCGCCCCCCCGCCCAGCCUUCCUCCCCAUCUGCUUUCUCCUCCUCCCGUUUGGUUCCAGGCCGGCAGCAGACCGACUGCAUCAUUUUUUGCACAGGCUGCCGCAGCAGCACCAGCAGCGGGGAGAGCGGGAGCAGGGGGAGAGUCCAGAGCCUGCAGUGAAGCUGCCCUCGAGACAUGGCGGAUCGGUGCCUCUGAGGAAGCAAAAAACUCCCCAAGCCGCCUCCGCUCCCAGCCCCGGUUCGCCGGGCUGCGGCUGACCGGGCCAAGGAGAAGGAGCGGAGCGGCCCGAGGACAAAUGGUGCUGCAGCCUUUGCUUUGAUUUCCUCCCCUUCUUCUCCAUGUUGCGCCUCUCUUCGGCGCUUCAGGCCGCGUAGCCGCUGCUGCUAGCAGGAGCAUCCAGGGACAGUGCCAGGCAGCCCUCCCUGCCCCCCCCCCACCCCCUCUCCAUCUGUCUGUCCGGCCAGCCGGCCACAGGGGCUAUGGCUGCGGAAGAGGUAUUGCAGGCAGUGGAUCACUACCAGACCGAGAUCGAAAGGCUGACUAAGGAGCUCACCGAAACAACCCGCGAAAAGAUCCAGGCCGCUGAAUAUGGGCUGGUGGUGCUGGAGGAAAAACUCACCCUGAAGCAGCAGUAUGACGAGCUGGAGGCUGACUACGAUUGCCUUAAACAGGAGCUGGAGCAGCUGAGGGAGGCAUUUGGACAAUCAUUCUCAAUCCACCGCAAAGUGGCUGAAGAUGGUGAAACACGUGAAGAGACUCUCCUGCAGGAGUCUGCAUCAAAGGAAGCUUAUUACCUAGGGAAGAUCUUGGAGAUGCAAAAUGAGCUGAAACAGAGCAGGGCAGUGGUUACCAAGGUUCAAGCAGAGAAUGAGAGGCUUACUGCUAUUGUCCACGACCUGAAAGAGAAUAACGAAAUGGCAGAGUUGCAGAGGAUACGGAUGAAAGAUGAAAUUCGAGAAUACAAGUUCCGAGAGGCAAGACUUCUUCAGGAUUAUACUGAGCUUGAAGAAGAAAAUAUCACUUUGCAAAAACUGGUGUCCACACUGAAACAGAACCAAGUUGAAUAUGAAGGUUUAAAGCAUGAGAUUAAACGAUUUGAGGAGGAGACAGUAUUGCUUAAUAGCCAGCUAGAAGAUGCCAUCCGACUGAAGGAGAUUGCCGAACAUCAGCUGGAGGAAGCCCUGGAGACUUUAAAAAAUGAAAGGGAGCAAAAGAACAAUCUGAGGAAAGAACUCUCCCAGUAUAUCAACCUCAAUGAUAGUAUGUACAGUAACCACAUUAAUAUAUCAGUAGAUGGAUUAAAGUUUGCAGAGGAUGGUAGCGAACCUAAUAAUGAUGACAAAAUGAAUGGGCACAUCCAUGGGCCUCUUGUGAAACUGACUGGAGAUUACCGGACUCCUGCAGUUAGGAAAGGAGAAUCUCUGCACCCAGUCUCUGAUCUCUUCAGUGAGCUCAACAUAUCAGAAAUGCAGAAAUUGAAGCAGCAACUUGUGCAGGUGGAGAGAGAAAAAGCUAUUCUCCUGGCCAACCUUCAGGAGUCCCAGACGCAGCUAGAACACACAAAGGGAGCCCUGACAGAGCAACACGAGCGAGUCCACAGGCUCACAGAGCAUGUCAACGCCAUGAGGGGACUGCAGAGCAACAAGGAGCUGAAAGUAGAGCUGGACUGUGAGAAGGGCCGAGACUCCGGCGAGGAAACACAUGACUAUGAAGUAGACAUCAAUGGCCUAGAGAUCCUAGAAUGUAAAUACAAAGUGGCCGUGACAGAAGUGAUCGACCUUAAAGCUGAGAUAAAGGCCUUAAAGGAGAAAUACAAUAAAUGUGUAGAAAACUACACUGAAGAAAAGACAAAGUAUGAGACCAGGAUCCAGAGGUAUGAUGAGCAGGUGACGAACCUGGAAAAAUCAACGAAGGAAAGUUAUGAGAAAAUGGUUCACAUGGAAAAAGAGUUGCAAAGGAUGACGAGCGUAGCAAAUGAAAACCAUAAUACCCUCAACACAGCCCAGGAUGAGCUGGUGACAUUUAGUGAGGAGCUGGCUCAGCUCUAUCACCAUGUAUGUUUGUGUAAUAAUGAAACUCCCAAUAGGGUCAUGUUGGACUAUUACAGGCAAAGUAGAGUCACCCGUAGCGGGAGCCUGAAGGGACCUGAUGAUCCUAGGGGGCUCCUGUCUCCACGGCUCACCAGAAGAGGAACGGCUUCCCCAAUAGAAGCCAGGACCCCAACUGAGCAUGUUUCGAAAGAGAGCAUAGAAGCCGGCAAAGAACAAAGUCCAACCAAGACACCUACGAUUUCUCCUGUCAUCACGGCCCCUCCUUCCUCUCCCGUCUCUGACACCAGUGACAUACGCAAAGAGCCAAUGAAUAUCUACAACCUAAAUGCCAUAAUACGGGACCAAAUCAAGCACCUGCAGAAAGCUGUAGAUCGGUCACUGCAGCUGUCACGCCAGCGUGCAGCAGCACGUGAGCUGGUGCCCAUGAUUGAUAAGGACAAGGAGGCUUUAAUGGAAGAGAUACUGAAACUGAAGUCCCUGCUGAGUACAAAACGGGAGCAGAUAGCAACCUUGAGGGCAGUGUUGAAAGCCAACAAACAGACAGCUGAAGUGGCACUGGCCAAUCUGAAGAAUAAAUAUGAGAAUGAAAAAUCAAUGGUGACUGAAACCAUGACCAAACUGCGAAAUGAAUUAAAGGCUUUGAAAGAAGAUGCAGCAACCUUCUCAUCCUUGAGAGCAAUGUUUGCAACCAGGUGUGAUGAGUACGUCACACAGCUGGACGAGAUGCAAAGGCAGUUGGCAGCUGCAGAGGAUGAGAAGAAGACCUUAAACUCUCUAUUGCGGAUGGCUAUCCAGCAAAAACUUGCCCUCACCCAGCGACUGGAGGAUUUAGAGUUCGAUCACGAGCAGUCCCGACGCAGCAAAGGCAAGCUUGGAAAGAGCAAGGACAGCCGCUCUAAAGUAAGUGAGGAAGCAUCAGCCACCGUGCCAACCGUAGACACUUUCCUCCUGCAUAGUCAGGGCCCACAGCAACCAAACUUACUGGUCAGCAGUGGCACUCAGAGGAAAAGACUAUUCUCACCUUCCCCUUGUGAUCAGAGCCAUCCCAGGACUUCAGGGACCUACCUACAGAAUAUAUUAAGAGCCCCCUUUGAUCCCACCUCCAAAGAAUCAUUUCUUCUGAGGGGCCCCCCUUCCAUGAGUGAACUCAUCCAUGAGUACCGUCUCAGCAAGGAAAAAAGGUUAACCAUGGCCAUACCAGAUUAUCAGCAGCCUGCUGCCUCCAUACCACUACGCAGCUCACAACUAGCCAGUGGGCCAGACUGCCAGACUGUCAGUCCUAAUGUAGCCCUUUCAGAAGAGCAGCCACAUUCCAGCUCUCAGUGUGCCCCUCUCAACUGUCUCUCCAAACCUCCUCCUUAUCCCUAAUCUUCAGAUGCAACAUAAGUGAAAAAACAAACACACAAACUGAGUGGAGCUCACACAACAAAGGUAUAAGUUGCUCCCAAGGACCCAGUAGGCAAUCCUGCCUUGUUGCUGCAUUGACAAGUCUGGAUUCAUAUCCAACAUUUUGGCAACCGAGUGUUGGCUGAGAAGAAGAACACAAAGCACAGAGCCCUGCCUUUCAAAAAGACUUUUUAUGGUUCCUCUAAUUAUAUUCAAACUUUGCUGUCACACCUGAAGUUUAGUGAAAUUUAACAGUGUGAGAAAAUGUUCCUCCCAGCUGCUUGGCUUUACCUCUGAAAUAUUGAGAGACUUAAGCCAAUAUUUUAAAAAAUUAUGUUACAAAACCCUACUUUCACAUCCUCCAUGUUCAGCUAUAGGAACUAGUUCAGAUUUUCUUUUCUGUUGUUAAGGGUGUGAUAUUUAUUUUUACUUUAUUUGCACCAUAAUUUUGUGUUUAUAAAAUGUGGUCCUUGUUCUUUGGGUUUUGUUUUGUUUUGUUUUGUUUCUCUUUUUGGUGAGAGUUGUAUUUAAUUCAUUUUAUUUUUAAAAAACAACCAGAAAUAGCUUAAGUUAAGAAUGACUGAGUUAGUAUUUAAAAAAAAUGAUGAUUGUUAUCUUGGCCAGAGAAUAUGGCCUAUUUUUUUUAUUGCACAAAAAUAUUGAAAAUGGGGUGAAUUGGAAUGUUAACAGCGACUUUGUAUUUUGCUGGUGCACUGAUAUUGUUUAUGCACUUGUUUUCUAAUUUCUAUUACACUAGCUGCUGGUUUUGUUCUAGGUCUUCACUGGAAGCUGAUUAUUAAACCUAAAAAGGAGAUUAAAGAAUGAUGCUUUGAUUUUCAUUCAGUUAUUUGCUUGCAUUUUAAGUAUAUUUUUGCAUUUCAGACAAGUAGAUGAAUUGGUGCUUUUUCUGGGGGCGGUGGGGAGGGUUGUGUUUGGCGUCUGAGAAAGAAAAGCUAAAGCAACUUGAAGUAAAAUGUUGUGUGUUAAUUAAAAAUUUCAGUUUUUUCUCCUGCUCCCAAAUUGAGGGUACUAGUUUGAGGCCUUACCAGUGAAAGUAUAAAGAGUAAGAAUGGUGAGGUUAUAUACAUUUAGCGUGAGAUAUUCUAUAGUGAAAUAUCUCAUGCAUGUAGGGUUAAUGGCUUGGAAUGAAAUUGGCAGGAUUUUACUGUAGUGCAUUUUUUCCCUUGCCAAAUAUUAACAAAUACAGAACCUUAGCUCAUUGUCAGUUUAUGACAAAUACUCAGGUGACCUAUGGUGCACAGUGUUCCAAGUUAAAGAUUCUCUCCUCUAAAUGCUGAAUAAAGCUGUAUUGCAGAGUAGUGGAUUUUCAUAGCAAAAUGAAGGAUAGCUGAAUUUAUUUUGCACAGAAUCUGACAGCAAGGCAAGUAGCUAAAUAAGCUGUGGUGUCUUAGCACCUUUGGGCUUCUUAUCUGAUCAUCAAGAUGGAAAAAUACAAGUACUGCCCGUUUGUUGCUAAUUAGCAUACUCCUUGCUCUUGGUCAGUGGCCUUAAUUUAUAUAAAGAAGACGGGCGUUGACAUUUCCAUGUUUCUGUCUGUUUCUUCUCUGCGGUGUUAAUAUGAUCCACAAGAUGGAAUACAAAUACAGCUUACUAUUUGCAGCAAUUAAAAAAGAAAAAUUGUUGCAGAUAUAGUUGGAAUAAUUCAAUAUAACUGAAUUUGAGGAAAUGAACACUGUCCUCCAAUACUAAAAAUGCUUACCAAAUGUAAUAACGUACAGUACAUAAGUGGAGGAAAGAAUCAGUGGCCAAUCAGUGUGCCUAACAAUCAUUACCAUAGUACCAGUAAUGAAGGUGCUGUAAAUAGAAGUAUCCUAAUGUAAUCAACAAUGUACACUAUAUAACCUUGUCAGAGCCAUUGAGUUAAUGUAAUAAAACGUGUAGAAUCGGAGGUGGAGAAAAACAGAAACAAAUUCAUGUAAAAGUCUGAUCAUACCAACCUAACAACUCUUUGCACUGUUUCUAUAUACGUUUCCAAGACGUUCACAUGAUCCUUCUUGUACAGCAUUCACAUAACUAUUUAGUGCCAUACUUAACCUACUCUUCUUAUAGAAAAGUCAGAUAAAACUUGUUUAGCUUUAUCAUGCUGUUUGGCACUAAGAUUAGCUGCUAUGUAGAUUUUUAUUAAAGAACUGUUUUGUCUGGGCAAAUGUUGCCUUUAAAAAGCACCUCAGAAUACCUGAUGAUGUUAGAUCAGUAUGUUACUAUUCCUCAGUUGUAGCAUCUUUGUCCAACAAAGAUAGCUACUGCAUAUCAGUUAAGUGAGAAAAGAAUUAGCAUUGCCACACUGCAUACAGUUGCUGAAAACUGUAUUUAGAACAUUAUCUCCUGUUUUCAUAUCUAAACCAAACAUCUGUUGAAAGAACACUUCUUGCCCCUAAUUUAAAUAUAUGUUUUAGCUUUUUUUAUAUAGAUAUGAAUCUGUGGAGAAAAUACUUGUUUUGAAAUAUUCAUUCAAUAGUAUAUUCAUUUUUAAUUGUGAUUUUCAAAGUAAAAUUAGCAACUCUGAAAUACUGUACUGGUAUGGCCGUUUGGAUCAAGAGUUAUAGAAGAGUGUUCCAUGGAUUAAAAUUUUGGUCAUGUUUUACAGAAAUAAGUGUUUUUUUUUUAAAGUUUUGAUUCUCUUGUGAUGCUUUAAUUUAAUUCCUAAUCAAUUUAUAAUUUUUAAAAUAUAAUAAAGCAAGAAUAUGUGCUUGAAAUUUAAGAGAUCUAGGAAAGAACCAACUUAAAUGUAAAAAUGACUGGUUAUUGCAUUGUAAGAAAUAAAGCUUUGUAGGCCCCA
Messenger RNA from Dermochelys coriacea (leatherback sea turtle), 6427 nucleotides. It is a transcript of the gene BICD1, whose product is annotated as BICD cargo adaptor 1. Gene Ontology annotation, cellular component: Golgi apparatus; cytosol. Gene Ontology annotation, biological process: microtubule anchoring at microtubule organizing center; regulation of microtubule cytoskeleton organization; positive regulation of receptor-mediated endocytosis. Gene Ontology annotation, molecular function: cytoskeletal adaptor activity; dynactin binding; dynein intermediate chain binding. The transcript is spliced from 10 exons. The coding region runs from base 670 to 3609 and encodes 979 amino acids. The record is from RefSeq and is a predicted model, not a curated record. Lineage: Eukaryota; Metazoa; Chordata; Testudines; Dermochelyidae.